AUGGCCGUCGCUCGAGCAGUGUUUUCAGUAAUAUUUCUACUUUAUUUCGUGUUUAAUACUGAUGGACAGACUAACCAGAGUUUUGUCGAUACUGGAAGUAGUUCAGGUGUGUAUUAAACUAUCGUUUUGUGUGGAAUUUUGGAAAAUGGAAGCACGAAAAAUGUCUAGAAACACGCUGCCACACAUAUACAUGAUGUAAACAAAAUUUAAUGACAUUACUUAAAGCCGGGUUACAGUCCGUAAUGUAAACAAACGCUUUGUUUACAUUUUGAACUGCUAUAUUUCUUAAAAUAUUAUGAACUGUCAGAAAAUUUAACACUAUUUUGGUUCGCUAUACUUUUAAAUAAGUAUGAGCUAGUGUUUAUGUUCAGAAAUAUACAAAACAUGCGAAAUUUGCACAAUUUUGAAAUCCAGUAGUCUACCUUUGUUAUGAGCAGAACCGAUGCGCAGAACGGACUGUAACCCGGCUUUAACAAACGGGUCCUACUAAAGAAUGCCCGGGAACGCCCGGGGAGAUUCGUUGAAUGCCCGGGAAUGCCCGGGAGUUGGGAAAGAAUGCCCGGGGAAAAUUACGUUCAUAAUUACGUUAGUUUAUACUAUUAAAAUCACUUAUUUUAUGAAAGAUUAAAUAAUUCUUGUAAUAUAUGGCAUUGCAAAGUACUGUUCACGGAAUGUCCGGCUGUCACAAAAGAAUGCCCGGGAGUCGAAAAUGAUUGCCCGCGGUAAAAUUACGCAAGUAAUUACGAUAGUUAUAAAUGAAAACAUUAACAAGUCUUUUAUUAAUUAAAGUUUCUUGUAAUAUAUGGCAUUGUAAAAACUAUUCACAGAAAUUAUUUAUUUGGCUUUGUAAUGCUAAAUAAUAAUGAAGAAACAUCUUUUUACACUACCGAAAAUAUAUUUCACUGAUAGUGAUAUAUUCUGAGUAGAUUUGAAAAAGACAUUAGCGGUACGUAAUUUUCCCCAGGCAUUCUGUGAAUAGUUUUUGCAAUGCCAUAUAUUACAAGAAACUUUCAUUAAAAAAUAAAAGACUUGUUAAUGUUUUCAUUUAUAACUAUCGUAAUUACUUGCGCAAUUUUACCCCGGGCAUACAUUUUCGACUCCCGGGCAUUCUUUUGUGACAGCCGGACAUUCCGUGAACAGUACUUUGCAAUGCCAUAUAUUACAAGAAUUAUUUCAUCUUUCAUAAAAUAAGUGAUUUUAUUAGUAUAAACUAACGUAAUUAUGAACGUAAUUUUCCCUGGGCAUUCUUUCCCAAUUCCCGGGCAUUCCCGGGCAUUCAACGAAUCUCCCCGAGCAUUCCCGGGCAUUCCCGGGCAUUCUUUAGUAGGACCGUAACAAACUGUCAAAUGACUCUAGCCUUGACUUGAAUUUUUUUUUGAAUUUUUUUGAGUGUGAUCAGUUGGUAUUGCUACAACACAACAUUUCAAGAAGUAAUAAUAACCCUGACUCCAGGGUACAUUUGAAAUUCUAUGCAGGAGAUAAUAAUACAAACCCUUGAUCACGCCAACAUUUCAAAACAUUUUACUUUUGGGACUCAAACCUGUAAUAUUCUAGUGAACUACAAAAAGUUAUCUAUGUUUUAAGUUCCUUUCAACUGCCAAAAACACUGUGUGCUUCCUUCCUUGUUGCCUAGGCAACAACCUUUUUGCAUGUACUUUCUAUUUUACACUAUUGAUGUUCAUUAAUAUUCCGACAUCACAAAACCCAUGUCAAAAUAGACAAUCCUGUGCGUAAGACUGUGAAGUAAUCUCAUGCCAACCUACUGGUCAACGACUUUGAGGUAUAAAUCUCAUGCCAAUACGCUGACAAAUUUUGUAACCUCACACCGGACCAGACUGUAAAGUUUGGAAAUUGUGUGCCAGAGAUUUCGAAAAUUUAAUUAAUAGUAAAUAUAUAGAAAGCAUAAAAAAUGUGCGUGGUGCAGAAAAUGCAGUCUGGACACUGGAGAUAUUUGGUAUGCUCUCUGGUUCUGACUGGAAAGUUUGGUAAUUGCACACCCAAGAUUUCAAAAAUCACAUUUCAUAAAACAUUGGGGUUGUCAGAAAAAAGGUCGGUCAUGAAACUGGUCUCGAACCACAAGAUAUUUUUGGAGAACCGAGCACCCUUUAAUAUAUCAAGUACUUUUUAUUUUGAGGUUGCAUUUGUGACUUGGUAGUGAAUGGUUGUGAUCCAAAUUGUUGCUGUGAUGUCGACUGUUCAGCAGCCGAUAAAGAAACUUUUACCGAAUGCUCAGAAACCAAGAAUGUUGUGUAUGUAUAAGUCAAUAUACAUGUACACCCAGCCUGGCUCAGUUGCUGCUUAUAAUCUUAGGAGUCGGGAACAAUUAUAGCAGUGAAACAAAGAUUGAAUAUCUUGGCAAACUCUUGAUUGAAUAUCGUGGCUUUUUCAUCUUUUUAGUUUUGAUGAUCGAGUUUGUGUGUCAGAUCAAAUGAUUUUCAUCCAAAAUGUUCCAUUUACGACAAAGAAUACCGGGGAUGGAUUGUUUUGCAUUUAUCAUAAUAACA
This is a messenger RNA of Paramuricea clavata, 2504 nucleotides long. Lineage: Eukaryota; Metazoa; Cnidaria; Anthozoa; Malacalcyonacea; Plexauridae. The record is from the annotation of a GenBank genome assembly.